AUGGAUCGUCAAUCUGCAUACUCUGUUUCUGUCUUUAGUUCUACUCCACAGAACGAUGACACGAGACUGCAAAUCCAAGAGCAGCUUGUCAACUUUAUCCUCAGCUUCAGACUGGACAACAAGUUCAUCUACAGGCAAGUAGACCAAUUAAAAGACAACGCACUGCUCAAGAAGUAUUACUGCGAUGUCGACAUUGGCGACCUGAUCAAGUACAACGACGAGCUUGCCCACCGCAUGGUUUCUGAGCCGGCUGAAUUGAUACCAUUAUUCGAAGCAGCCCUCCGAAAAUGCACACACCGCAUUCUUUUCCCUCAUGACCCCAAAGCCAUCAUCCCCGAACACCAACUUCUCCUCCACUCGACCGCAGAGGAUGUUUCGAUACGCAACCUAGACUCAAUGACGAUUGCCAGACUGGUUAGAGUCCCUGGUAUAGUCAUUGGUGCUUCAGUCAUGUCCUCCAAAGCGACCGAAUUACAUAUUCAGUGCCGAAGCUGCAUGCACAACUCGGUAGUGCCUAUUUUGGGCGGGUUCACAGGUGCAACCUUGCCCAGACAAUGUGGCCGUGAACGGGCCACUGGUGAUCCGGCCGAAAAAUGUCCCCUGGAUCCGUAUUUUGUGGUCCAUGAGAAGUCACAGUUCGUGGAUCAGCAGGUCAUCAAACUGCAAGAAGCCCCCGAUCAAGUUCCAGUAGGUGAACUACCGCGCCAUGUGCUCAUUUCGGCGGAUCGCUACCUCACAAACAGAGUCGUGCCAGGCUCGAGGUGUACAGUCAUGGGAAUUUUCUCCAUCUACCAGAAUAAGGCUUCCAAGGGUUCUGGCGGAGGUGCGGUCGCUAUUCGAACGCCUUAUCUGCGUGCCGUCGGUAUCCAGACCGAUGUUGAUUCAACGGCAAAGGGCCUUUCAAUCUUUAGCGAGGAAGAAGAGCAGGAGUUCUUGGAGCUGAGCCGGCGGCCUGAUCUUUACAACGCCAUGGCUGACUCGAUCGCCCCAGCCAUCUACGGUAACCGAGACAUCAAAAGGGCUAUCUUGUGUCUACUCUUGGGUGGCUCCAAGAAGAUCCUUCCCGAUGGAAUGAAGCUGAGAGGAGAUAUCAACGUGCUCAUGCUGGGUGAUCCGGGUACCGCCAAGUCUCAGCUGCUGAAGUUUGUGGAGAAAGCAGCUCCCAUCUCCAUCUACACAUCAGGAAAGGGUUCGUCUGCUGCUGGUUUGACAGCAUCCGUGCAAAGAGAUCAUUCUACUCGAGAGUUCUACCUCGAGGGAGGUGCCAUGGUGUUAGCCGAUGGCGGUGUUGUUUGUAUCGACGAGUUCGAUAAGAUGCGUGACGAGGAUCGUGUUGCUAUUCACGAAGCUAUGGAGCAGCAAACAAUUUCCAUUGCCAAGGCCGGUAUCACGACGAUUUUGAAUGCACGUACUUCGGUACUUGCAGCCGCCAACCCGAUUUUCGGUCGUUAUGACGACAUGAAGACUCCUGGAGAAAACAUCGACUUCCAGACGACCAUCUUGUCUCGUUUUGAUAUGAUCUUUAUUGUCAAGGAUGAGCACACGCGAGAGAAGGAUGAGCGUAUUGCCAAACACGUCAUUGGCAUUCACAUGGGUGGACGUGGUCUUGAAGAGCCUGUGGAAGGUGAAAUUCCUGUUGAGAAGAUGAAGCGAUACCUCUCAUACUGCAAAUCUCGUUGCGCACCCCGACUUUCGCCCGAGGCAGCGGAGAAGCUGUCCUCGCAUUUUGUUUCUAUCCGGAAACAAGUCCAUGCUUCUGAGAUGGAGGCCAAUACCCGCUCGAGUAUUCCCAUCACAGUUCGUCAGCUGGAAGCCAUUGUCCGUAUUACGGAGUCUCUUGCAAAACUCACUCUUUCCCCCGUGGCUACAGAGCAACACGUCGAUGAGGCCAUCCGCUUGUUCUUGUGCUCUACCAUGGAUGCCGUCAACCAAGGCAGCAACCAGGGUAGCCGUGAGCUAAACGAGGAAGUCAACCGCGUCGAGGCAGAGCUCAAGAGACGUCUGCCCAUUGGAUGGAGCACGAGUUUGGCAACCCUCAGACGGGAAAUGGUUGAGGGCAAGGGAUUCAGUGAACAGGCUCUCAACAGAGCUCUGAUGAUCCUACAGAGGAGAGACACUAUCAUGUUCCGGAAUCAGGGCGCACAAGUGUACAGAAAUGGUGCAUAG
This is a messenger RNA of Pestalotiopsis fici W106-1, 2166 nucleotides long. RefSeq names its product DNA replication licensing factor mcm5. The record is from RefSeq and is a predicted model, not a curated record. Gene Ontology annotation, cellular component: MCM complex; nucleus. Lineage: Eukaryota; Fungi; Ascomycota; Sordariomycetes; Amphisphaeriales; Sporocadaceae. Gene Ontology annotation, molecular function: single-stranded DNA helicase activity; single-stranded DNA binding; ATP binding. Gene Ontology annotation, biological process: DNA replication; double-strand break repair via break-induced replication; DNA replication initiation. Bases 1 to 2166 code for a protein of 721 amino acids. The transcript has 4 exons.